This is a messenger RNA of Penicillium odoratum, 1767 nucleotides long. It is a transcript of the gene sit1, whose product is annotated as putative siderochrome-iron transporter Sit1. Gene Ontology annotation, biological process: transmembrane transport; intracellular iron ion homeostasis. Gene Ontology annotation, cellular component: endosome; vacuolar membrane. Lineage: Eukaryota; Fungi; Ascomycota; Eurotiomycetes; Eurotiales; Aspergillaceae. Bases 1 to 1767 code for a protein of 588 amino acids. The record is from RefSeq and is a predicted model, not a curated record. The transcript has 9 exons. Gene Ontology annotation, molecular function: siderophore-iron transmembrane transporter activity.
AUGGCCAUCGUCCCGGAGAGCCUCGGUAGCGGCCGCCUCGGGGAGAACUCGGAAAAAGACCCUUAUUCUCAUACAGCCCCAAUCCAAGAUUCUCGGCUGGUUGAUGAGGGCAGCUCUGGAGUUCGUCGAAUUGAGGUUAUCAACUCGCACUUCCGCCUCAUUGAUCGCAUCUGCCUGUUCGUCGGUGUUUUCCUUAUUGCCUACGUUUACGGUCUAGAUGGAACGGUGCGGUUCACAUACCAGCCCUAUGUUACCCAAAGCUUUGGCCAGCACAGUCUUCUCGCAACCAUUAAUGUCCUCCGUGCUGUCAUCGCCGCUGCCGCUCAGCCUACCGCUGCCAAGAUUGCGGAUGUUUUCGGUAGAAUUGAACUUAUCGUUGUUUCGAUCAUUUUCUACACCGUAGGCACGGUGAUCGAGGCGUGCGCGAAGAACGUAGAGACUUUCUGCGCAGGAGCUGUAAUCUACCAGGUGGGAUAUACCAGCAUCAUGCUACUUGUCGAGGUUCUUAUCGCGGAUUUGACCUCUACACGCUCCCGUCUACUGUUCUCCUACAUUCCAGCUCUACCUUUCAUCAUUAAUACAUGGAUCAGUGGUAACCUUACCGCUGCCGUUCUAAAAGUCACAUCCUGGAGAUGGGGUAUUGGAAUGUUCUCCAUAAUUUACCCUGUCUGUACCCUCCCAUUGCUGACUGUCCUCCUGAUCGUCAACCGCCGUGCAAAGAAAUCUGGUCAAUUGGAACCAUAUAAGAGCUCUUUCGAUCUCCUCGGAGCUCGCCAAUUCACAGUCGCGCUUUUCUGGCACCUGGACACCAUUGGCAUACUUCUGACUAUUGUCAUAUUUGCCUGCAUUCUGGUGCCUUUUACGCUUGCCGGAGGUGUCAAGACAGCCUGGGGAACAGCGAAGGUUAUUGCUCCACUGGUCAUCGGUGUCUUGAUCAUUCCAGUGUGGGUCUACUGGGAAAACACUUGCAGGUACCCAAUGCUCCCUUUCAAGCAUCUCAAGAACCGUGGCGUAUGGGCUGCUCUUGGAAUUGCCAUUAUGCUCAACACAGCAUGGAAUCUCCAGAGUGAUUUCUUGUACACGGUACUCUACGUGAGCUUUGACGAGUCGAUUCUCAGUGCUACACGCAUCUCUUCACUGUAUAGCUUCGUAUCUGUGAUUACCGGGACUAUCCUUGGAUUCAUCAUCAUGAAGGUCCGCCAACUAAAGCCAUUCAUCAUCUUUGGCACCUUAUUGUUCACUGUCGCCUUUGGUAUUUUAAUUCAUUUCCGUGGUGGCAGUGGACACUCAAGCCACUCAGGUGUGAUUGGUGGCCAGAUUCUUCUGGGAAUUGCUGGUGGACUUUUCCCUUACCCUGCCCAAGCAAGCAUUCAGGCAGUCUCCAAGCAUGAAAAUCUUGCUGUUAUCACAGGUAUCUUCCUUGCUUCUUACAACAUUGGAAGUGCUCUCGGAAAUACUAUUUCCGGUUCCAUUUGGAACCAAGCCCUUCCAGGAGAGCUGAGCCGUAGACUGGGAAAUGAGACACUCGCAGCAUCUGUUUACAAAUACCCACUGGCGUUCGCGGCUGCGAAUCCUGUUGGUACUCCUGACCGGGACGAUGUGAUCCUUGCCUAUCAGCACACCCAGCGCCUCUUAUGCAUUGCAGGAAUCUGUCUGACGAUUCCCCUCAUUGGAUUUGCGCUUUGCCUGCGGAGCCCUAAACUUACCAAAGAGCAAAGCUUGGUCAAGGCAGGGGAAUCAUCGGAUAGGGAAGGUAAUUCGCAGUGA